Musca domestica (house fly) is the source of this 1560-nucleotide messenger RNA. Its product is annotated as 5-hydroxytryptamine receptor 2A-like. Lineage: Eukaryota; Metazoa; Arthropoda; Insecta; Diptera; Muscidae. The transcript is spliced from 4 exons. Gene Ontology annotation, biological process: adenylate cyclase-activating adrenergic receptor signaling pathway. The coding region runs from base 1 to 1398 and encodes 465 amino acids. Gene Ontology annotation, cellular component: membrane. The record is from RefSeq and is a predicted model, not a curated record. Gene Ontology annotation, molecular function: G protein-coupled amine receptor activity.
AUGUCCUUUAUUCCUGUUACACCUGAUUUGAUGGCCCAGAAGAAACGUAAACGUCUCAGGUUACGUUUUGGCAAGUUCACAAAUGUAAAGACCAACAUGGCCAUGGGUCGGACCACAACACUGGGUUUGGUCGAAGGCAACUCAACAAAUACUGUCAACACAGUCGAAGUGGAGGACACUGAGUUCAGCAGCAGCAAUGUGGAUAGUAAAAGUCGUGCCGGCAUUGAGGUGACCAAUGCUGCAGGCAGCCACAUCACCGCCGCCGCCGCUGCCUCCGCCACCCACAUUCACAGCCAUAGUCAUGCUGUCGUAGCGACAUCAUCAGCGCCUGUAGCAGCUACUGCCAACACCAAUACCAAUUUAAAUAAUACCGAAGAGAUUGCUACAGAAUCGUCAUCAUCCACGCAAAUUGCCACUGUAUCCCACCUGGUAGCUUUAGCUAAUCAACAACGCAAUGCCUCAGCGAAAACUCAACAGCAACAACAAACGUCAUCAUCAUUAUCCGCGUCAAGCAAAUGUCUAACACAACCGGUGACAGUGGUGGAAAAUCCGCUGGAGCCACUUAAAACGACAGCCUCAACACCUACAGAUGCCGUGAAUGUUGCGACAGUGUCGGCCAAUGGCAUGUCCUCAACUGUGGUCCACAACAAUAGCCAUCAUCAGCAAGUUCAUGCCACCGAAGUGCUGGCGGAUCCACAGUUGCAACAACAAUUGGAACAAGUACAACAGCAAACACAAAACGAAGUUCCAACCUCGGUUCAAGCAACGGUUGCGGCUGCCAUUCAAUCAGCGGGGACAGCGACGACAGCCGCCGCAACAACAACUGCAACAUCAGCCACAACGGCUAAUAAAACGAUGGUGGGGGGAGGUGGUGGUGCUGGCACCAGUGCCUCCAAUGCCACAACCAUCACCUCCAUAUCAGCCUUAUCACCGCAAACACCAAACGCCGCCACACCAUCUGGGCCCGUGGCACCACAUACCUCGCAUACAACACCGGCUUCCGUCUCAGCUUCCAGUCAACAGGUGACACCCAUACCACGACCCAAAAACCCCCAACAACAAUUGUCCAGCAUAGCCAAUCCCAUGCAUAAGGUCACCAAACGGAAAGAAACUCUUGAAGCGAAACGAGAACGCAAAGCCGCCAAAACGUUGGCCAUCAUAACGGGUGCCUUUGUCGUCUGUUGGCUGCCGUUCUUUGUGAUGGCCCUGCUGCUGCCGCUGUGCGAAGCCUGUGAAAUAAACGAUGGCAUAGCUUCGCUGUUCCUUUGGCUGGGCUAUUUUAAUUCGACGCUGAAUCCCGUCAUCUACACAAUCUUUAGUCCGGAAUUUCGGCAGGCCUUUAAGCGAAUCCUGUUUGGUGGCCACAGACCGGUUCAUUAUCGCAGCGGUAAAUUAUAAGAAUAGAUGGCGCAGCAAACCAGCCAGUUAAAGAUACCUCUAAAGGACCACAAAUGAAAUGAUUUUUUUCUCCCCACAAUCUUGCAAUAAAAUACCCGUGUUAUACCUAUGAGAAAACUCCAGUUUAACUACAAAAAUAAACAGCAAAAACAACAACAACAA